This is a messenger RNA of Nicotiana attenuata, 1753 nucleotides long. RefSeq names its product F-box protein CPR30-like. Gene Ontology annotation, molecular function: protein binding. Bases 55 to 1305 code for a protein of 416 amino acids. The transcript is spliced from 3 exons. Lineage: Eukaryota; Viridiplantae; Streptophyta; Magnoliopsida; Solanales; Solanaceae. The record is from RefSeq and is a predicted model, not a curated record.
UGCUAGUAGAUAUCCUAAAACCCUACCGACGACAGUGACCAUUUCCACGCAACAAUGUCGGACAUUCCACCGGAAGUAAUUAACGAUAUACUUUACCGACUGCCGGUGAAGUCACUGCUAAGAUUCAGGUGCGUAAGCAAGUCAUUCAAAGCCCUAAUUGAUAGCCCCAAAUUCAUCCGAGCACACCUCAAGCAACAGGCACUGAAACACAACUCAGAUGUCAAGCUUAUUUUCAAGUCUCACAAGCUUUACUCCCUCGAUUUCAGUUCGAUCUCUAGUAGCCAACUAGAGGAACUUGACCAUCCACUGAAGCAUCCCUAUGGCCCAACUCAGGUACUCGGCUCUUGCCAUGGUUUGAUUUUAAUAUCUAACAACUUGAGUGACAAUGGUGUGUGGAAUCCAUCCACUAAAAUGUUCCGGAAACUGCCGGUUUGUCACGUUAACCCUCCACAGAAUCAUGGACCGAGACAGGUUGCAGGGUUGAGCCAAAUUUGUGGUGGUUUUGGGUAUGAUAUUUCUGCUAAUGAUUAUAAGGUCGUUAAAAUAGCCCAAUUUUGUCACUUCUCUGGUAGUUCCUUAGUUAUUGUUACAAUGGUUUUUAGUUUGAAGUUGGGUUUGUGGAAGAAGAAGGUUCAGGAUUGUCCAUACUGGUUAGUUAAGGAAGACAACGGCACGUUUGCUGCAGGUGCAUUACACUGGCUUGCAUCUACGGAAUCAUCAUCAGAGUGGAGCCCUUGGGUUCUUAUAGGUCUCAAUCUUGGAAGUGAGAGAUUUAAGCUGGUGCCAUAUCCUGAGAAUUUGGGCAAGCCAUUGCAUUUAAAUUUGGCAGUCUUGGGAGAAUGCCUUUGUUUGAUUUCAGGUCACGUCGUUGUUCGUACUAAUGAAAAGAAUCAUGUGUUAGAUCAUGUAGACAUAUGGGUGAUGAAGGAUUACGGAGUGAAGGAGUCUUGGAUAAAGUUGUUUUCAGUUGAGCAGUUAGAUGGUCGUCAACAUUUCAGUUUCUUGAGGCCAAUAGCAUAUUCAGUGACUGGUAAGGAAGUUCUUCUGGAAAUGGAUAAUAGGAAGUUCCUAUGGUAUAGUCUAGAAAAGAAGUCCCUCAAACAUUCUAAGAUUAAUGGUGGAUUGGACUUUUUUGAAUCAUUUGUCAAUUUGGGAACCCUUGUCCCUUUAUAUGGGGGUGGAAAUGAUGGGGGUGAAAAUGAAAAGGAUGAGAAGGAAAAGAUAGAACCAGAGAAAAAAGAUGGAGCCGGAAACAUUGAGGAUGAAGAUGUCUUGGUGAUAGAGGAAUUCAAGUUGGAACUUUAAAAGAGAAGUUUAAAUUAGACUAAAGAGUUGAAUGUCAUUUUGCAAGUCUCUGGAGCGCCAAAAUGUGGAGGCCUUCAGCAAAGGUGGCCAAAAUGUGGAGCGCCAGAAUGUCAUUUUGCAAGUCUCUGCAAACCCAAAAACCAUGCUCCCUUUCACAACAUGCAGGUAUCCAGUGGAUAGUCAAGGGGAGAAUGCUUUUCAGUUGGAAGAAGAGUAGAGAAGCCCCUUCUGUUUAUCUCUGGCAGUAUCUGACAUUUUUCCUUUUUUAGCAAAACAAUUGUGAAUGUGGUUGGAAACUAAUCUGUUAAUGUAAGUGCUAUUUUGCUAUCUAAUCGAGACGUGUAAAAAACCACCAGAUGAAAUAUGGUACUAUUAACUUCUAAGUUUUUGAAUCUUCACCUAUGUAUUUAGUGGAGCAGUCUUUUGUCUGCUGGAAACUUCUGGAUAA